AUGGAUAGUGAAGGGGACGAGGAGGCCGGAAAUGUCAUUCGGUUUUUGACGACCGUGGCGCAGCACGAUCCCGUACUGAAGCGGUGGCUCGCCCGGCGCAAGGAGAGCCGGAUGCACUUCACCAGCCCAGAGGCACUGGCGGAGGUGCAGCGGCAGCUGGCUCAUGCCGUGAUCAGGAGGGUGGUGGACGAAGUGGGUGCGGCAGAGUCCUUCGCCGUCGUGGUAGACGAGACGGCAGACGUGGCAGGGCGUGAGCACAUGGCCAUCUGCCUGCGCUUUGUCACAGAGGCGCUGACCGUCAGGGAGACGUUCAUUGGAUUGUAUCAGGCUGACUCCACCACGGCCGCAGCACUGUUUGGUCUCAUCCAGGAUGCCCUCACUCGUCUUCAGCUCCCGAUGGACCGAAUUCGUGGUCAGUGCUACGACGGCGCUGCCAACAUGGCCGGCGCUUUCCGAGGCGUGCAGGCCAGAGUGAAGGCGGUAGAGCCGCGCGCAGCGUUCGUCCACUGCACGGCCCACCGCCUGAACCUGGUCUGUCAGGAGGCACUGAACGGCGUGCGAGAGGUCCGGGACGCCAUCCAGGAGGUCGGUCGACUGGUAUCUUUUUACCGCGACUCGCCGAAGAGGAUGGUUGCGCUAGAGCACGCUGGAGCCCAGAUGUCCCUGCGUCCGCUGUGCCCCACCCGAUGGACCUGCAGCGAGGCGUGCCUGACCUCCGUGGUCAAGCAGUACGGGCCCCUGGUGACCAGCCUUGAUGAGCUCGCGGACGAUGCUAAGGGACAGUCGCAGCCGGUGUCUGCCAACCUGGGGGUUGCACGUGCUGCCAGGGAUGUCGUCCUGUCCCAGCGUGACCGCUUCGAACGCCUUUGGGCGGAGCUGACGUCCGACGCGGAGCGCCUGGGAGUGUACUGCGAAGCCGUCGACUGGUUGGCCGGCUCCAUCAGCGGUCGGUUCGACUCAGAUGAGCCCACUCUAGCCAUGGCCGAAAAGGCGCUCCUUACGGCGGAAGAGGACGCGCUGGUGGCAACCGCCACCUUCUACAACCUGGACCUGGAGCGACUCCGCCUCCAUUGCCAGAUGUUGGUGGAUGUGGCGUCAAGCCAGAGAAAGGCACCACUGACCUCCCUCGACGACGUGGUGGCCCUACUGAGCGAUGAGGGCCUGCGGCAGUGGUAUGUCGUCGCCGCUACGACUGCCCAGUGUUGUGCUGUCACCUUCGUAGCUAUAUGCCACUGUUGA
Molecule: messenger RNA, 1239 nt
Organism: Pollicipes pollicipes
Lineage: Eukaryota; Metazoa; Arthropoda; Thecostraca; Pollicipedomorpha; Pollicipedidae
Product: zinc finger MYM-type protein 1-like
Exons: 5
Coding region: 1-1239 (412 amino acids)
Source: RefSeq, a predicted model, not a curated record